This is a messenger RNA of Hydractinia symbiolongicarpus, 3214 nucleotides long. RefSeq lists its product as uncharacterized. The record is from RefSeq and is a predicted model, not a curated record. The coding region runs from base 988 to 3081 and encodes 697 amino acids. Gene Ontology annotation, molecular function: protein binding. The transcript is spliced from 2 exons. Lineage: Eukaryota; Metazoa; Cnidaria; Hydrozoa; Anthoathecata; Hydractiniidae.
AUUCCUCUAUAGAGUUGUGAAAAAUUACAAAAAUUUAGUACUAAAAAUAUCGUGAAUAAUCUAAAUUAUUAAAUAACAAGAAAUGUUCGUGGUUUUCUUAAAUUGCGCCAACAAGCAAAUAGAUUUUUUUCUCCAUUUAAGACUGUAAAUAAGAUAAUGAGUAUCUACUGGUCACUAGUAAGGCCUUUGAAAUGGUAAAUUGUUUAUUGAAUAUUGUGUUCUAUUAAAUGAUUUUUAAAGGACUUUGGUGCAAUGCCAUACCUGAUUUUAUACAUAAGCAAAAGGACCUGGUGUAUGUUCAGUUUAUAGAUACUGAAAGCCCUUAUUUCUCUUAAUAAUGGUUUGGCUGUGGUGUAUUUGUUAUGCCAAAUAUUAUGCAACAUGCGUGCUUCCGUUUAUUUUAAAUAUUUGUAAGCUUAGAAUGAAUAGUGCUAGACCAGGCUACGUUACAAUAGGUUAAAUACCAGUGAAUAAAGAAGCGGUAAUGGCUUUACUUUGUAUAAUAUUCAAAUAUUUUUGGAAAUGUUAUUCUCUACUGUUUGUAUAUAUGGGUUUUCCAAUACUAAAAAUAUGAAAUCUGAUUGAACGAAAUGUGUAAGAAGUAUGAAUUCAUAUUUAUGUCCUUAAAAAAUAAAAAAUCAGAUAGCAAGCAGAGAGGAGUUAGCUCAUGGAUAGAGUGGGGAGUUGUGAAAUUUGUGAGUUCAAAAGAUUCUUGUUAACUAAUAACAAAGAACAUUCUCAAGGCUUGUACUUUUUUGUGGAAGAAGAAAAACAAAACAAAAAGAAUUCGGGAUAUUAUUAUUAUGCUGCUGUGAGAACUUCAACUUUUUAAAACUUGACUCUGGCUAAAAAGUUUUGUAACAGAGACAAAAGAAUCAACAAUACUUUAUUUAAAGCAACGUUUUCAUGUAAACAUCUUUUCGAAUGGUUAGAUGACGCAUCGGCUAGUUAUUUUUAAAAGCUCAUUAAACGAAUAAUUAGGACAUUAUGAAACCUUUUACUUAUUAUCUUUUAUUCCUGUUAAUUGCAAUCCGUUAUAAAAACGUCAUCAGCAAAACGAAGAAAAAACAUGGCUCCAUAAUUACAUGUCCGCCAAUACAAGCACCACAAAACGCCCUAAUUGCACAUUUGGUUGCCGUUCGAAAAUACAAAAAUGGCGGGAAAAGCAGUGGAUACAGUGUAAACAGGUACUUAGAACAUGACAAAGUGUAUUUUCAUUGCAAAAGUGGAUACUCCUCAACGGUGCAUUCAGCUUUAUAUAUGACUUGCGGAUCGAAUGGGAAAUGGUUUCCACCGUUGGAACAGCUUGGUAAAUGCGUUCUAAACAAAAAUUUUAAUAAGUGUACCGGAAUGUUUCAAUGCAAAAAAUCAAAACAAUGCAUUUCUGCACAGAAACGUUGCGACUGUGUCUCUGAUUGUGAUGAUGGUUCAGACGAAGAAGGGUGUAACGUUCGACGCAGACUUAUAUGGGCACCUGCGGCAGGGCGCGAUUCGUCUGGCGUCAUAACUAGCCUCGGUUACCCUCGCACGUACCCGAAUAAUUUCUCGUGUGUUUAUCAUAUCUACACUUUAAAGGGUUACAAAAUUGAAAUGGACUUUGAAGAAUUUGAUCUACCAGAGAAAGAAGGAAGGAAAUGUGUCGAUUUUGUCAGUCUUGUGGGCGGUAUGCAUUCAAAUGUUAAGGAAAGCGAUACGAAAAACUUUCAAAAUAGAAUACGAAGCAGCCGGAAACUUCACAAACGAAAAUGUGGGAAAAACGGAUUUAAGAAAGUUUAUUCGGAUUUAUCUCACAUUACUAUAAAUGUGUCUAUUGGUCAUUUAAUACAACCACGUAGAGUUUAUCGAGGUUUUUCGUUGAUAUGGAAAGUUCGUAAUGCUGCUUAUUUUCAUAGAAUUAUGCAGAAUUCUUCCACCUCUAUCGAAUCCAGGGAAACAGACGAAGGGGAUACUUCAAGCGAAAAUGUAUACACUAUUCUAACACCAAUAGCUAUUUCCGCCCUUAUUCCUUUAUCACUCAUAGCGUUCUUAUGUUGCCAUAGAUACUUACGACGUCGUUACAUUGCUAAGAAAAACGCCGGCGGUUCGUUGCAACAAGAAACGAAUUUUUCGGAAAAGCAGUCGAUGGUUUUAACGGAAAAUAAUUUGGCGAAAUUUGAUAAUGAAAUGAGUAGUCGUGAAAGUUGUGUUGAGCAGACUGCUGUUCAUAACACAAUUGCAGUUUACACAGAAAGCGAUACCUACUCGAAACGUAACCAAGUCAACUCGACGGUAACAUGCGACUGUCCAUGCUGUACAGCAUAUGGCGUUGCUAGGAAAGAUUUACAAGUCGAUAAAAGAAACUCUGACACAUACAGCUCGCACCAAUCUGAAAUACCACGUUACAUCAUGUCGUACGACGUGCCGUCACAGCAAGCGACACUUCUGGAAAAUAAUUCCGUCAUAAACAAACAAGCGUCCUUUGUGACACCAGACAUAAAUUACGAGCCUAGGUUACCCUCACCUGUGUACACAAGCUCUUCUCACUUAAACUAUUCAUUACCUUUUAAAAGAUUGCCUUCUAAAUGCUCGCGCGAGAGCGUACGUCAUAGCUAUGGAAGCAAGAGCACAAGUUCUUGCAAACUAUGCAGUCAUCACAAGCUUGUACGGCAGCACAGAAAGACAUUCGAAUGCUCACAGAGCGAUUUAUUUUCACAACCUACUGUUGAUUAUAAUAACGAAGACAUGUAUCGCAGCUCAGAAGAUUUUAGUGAGUUUAUAGAUCCAGUCAAUAGUGACUGCUAUGCGCGAGAUAGCUCCAUAUAUAAUGAAAUGGACUCAAGCACAAAACUUGGAUCAGAUAUGUAUGAUUUUAAUAUUCAUCCUGUGAUUGGAAAAAGCAAGGAGUCGAGUCUAAACUUAGACGAUGGCAACUAUGGACAAAAAACGAGACAUUUAUAUUUUGAUACGACAUACGGAAAAGAAAAAUACGUCACAGGGUUAUCCUAUUCUGAGAACAACAGAACUAACGACGUCUAUGCCGGUAUGCCUCCCUUUAGUAAUACCGAAAGAUCACGUGGUAGCAGCCUCAUUUGUACGCAUUAGCAGCCUCAUUUGUACACAUUAGAAUGUUUAUAUUUAUAUACAUGCUUGUAAAUAAUCUUGUAGUAGUUCAAAAAUGUUUAUCUUAUGAAAUGAAGAAAUGAUAUAUCUUAAAUAAAAAAUACACGCUUUUUCU